Messenger RNA from Balaenoptera ricei (Rice's whale), 5508 nucleotides. It is a transcript of the gene SYNJ2, whose product is annotated as synaptojanin 2. Gene Ontology annotation, molecular function: phosphatidylinositol-4,5-bisphosphate 5-phosphatase activity; RNA binding. The record is from RefSeq and is a predicted model, not a curated record. The transcript is spliced from 27 exons. Gene Ontology annotation, biological process: brain development; phosphatidylinositol dephosphorylation; synaptic vesicle endocytosis. The coding region runs from base 113 to 4669 and encodes 1518 amino acids. Gene Ontology annotation, cellular component: perinuclear region of cytoplasm; presynapse. NCBI's taxonomy places the organism in Eukaryota, Metazoa, Chordata, Mammalia, Artiodactyla, Balaenopteridae.
GAGGCCGCCGAGGAGCCGGGGAGGAGCCUGCGCCGGGCGGCGGCGUGGGCGCGAAGUGAAACUCCUGGAAGUCGCGGGAGCGCGGGGAGCCGCGGCGGCGGGCCGCGCGCCCAUGGCGUUGAGCAAAGGGCUGCGGCUGCUCGGGCGGCUGGAGGCCUCGGGGGAGAGCAGCAUCCUGCUGGAGGCGCGCGGCCGCGGGGACUGCUUGCUCUUCGAGGCCGGCACGGUGGCCACGCUCGCUCCAGAAGAAAAGGAGGUCAUUAAAGGCCAGUAUGGAAAGCUCACUGAUGCUUAUGGCUGCCUGGGGGAGCUCAGGUUGAAGUCCGGUGGCACCUCCCUGAGCUUCCUGGUUUUGGUGACAGGCUGCACAUCUGUGGGCAGAAUUCCAGAGGCCGAAAUCUACAAAAUCACCGCCACCGACUUUUACCCACUUCAGGAAGAGGCCAAGGAGGAGGACCGCCUCACAGCCUUGAGGAAGAGCCUCAACUCAGGGGUCUUCUACUUCUCGUGGCCCAAUGAUGGGUCUUGCUUCGACCUCACUGUCCGGGCACAGAAGCAGGGCGAUGACAGCUCCGAGUGGGGCAACUCCUUCUUCUGGAACCAGCUGUUGCACGUGCCCCUGAGGCAGCACCAGGUGCGCUGCUGUGACUGGCUGCUGAAGGUCAUCUGCGGGGUGGUGGCCGUCCGCACGGUGUACGCCUCUCACAAGCAGGCCAAGGCCUGCCUCAUCUCCCGUAUCAGCUGCGAGGGCGCCGGUGCUCGCUUCCACACCCGAGGCGUGAACGACGACGGCCAUGUGUCCAACUUCGUGGAGACGGAGCAGGCGAUUUACAUGGAUGAUGGAGUGUCGUCUUUUGUUCAGAUCAGAGGCUCCGUUCCGCUGUUUUGGGAACAGCCAGGGCUUCAGGUGGGUUCCCAUCAUCUGAGACUCAACAGAGGCCUGGAAGCCAACGCCCCUGCUUUCGACAGGCACAUGGUGCUUCUCAAGGAGCAGUAUGGGAAGCAAGUGGUCGUGAACCUGCUGGGGAGCAGAGGCGGAGAGGAGGUGCUCAACAGAGCCUUCAAGAAGCUGCUCUGGGCUUCUUGCCACGCCGGCGACACGCCUAUGAUCAACUUUGACUUCCAUCAGUUUGCCAAAGGCGGGAAGCUAGAGAAAUUGGAGAACCUGCUGAGGCCACAGUUGAAGCUGCACUGGGACGACUUUGAUGUGUUCGCCAGGGGCGAGAAUGUAAGUCCACGUUUUCAGAAAGGCACUUUGCGGAUGAACUGCCUCGACUGCCUGGACCGAACCAACACGGUGCAGAGCUUCAUCGCCCUCGAGGUCCUCCACCUGCAGCUUGAGAGCCUAGGGCUGAAUUCAAAGCCCAUUGCCGACCGAUUCGUGGAGUCCUUCAAAGCCAUGUGGUCUCUGAACGGGCACAGCCUGAGCAAGAUGUUCACGGGCAGCCGGGCCCUGGAAGGGAAGGCCAAGGUGGGGAAGCUGAAGGACGGGGCCCGGUCUGUGUCUCGCACAAUCCAGUCCAACCUCUUCGACGGGGUGAAGCAGGAGGCCAUCAAGCUGCUGCUGGUCGGGGACGUCUACACUGAAGGGUCUGCGGACAAAGGAAGGAUGCUGCUGGACAACCAGGCCCUGCUGGGUGAGGGGCUCCCGCUCCGCCUGGGGAGGCGUCCGGCUGCCCUGCCAUCCAGAGGGCGGUGGUUGGGGGGUGCCAGCCUUCCCACCCCUCACGUCAUCCCAGAUGUGACUCCCAGGAUUCUGCGAGCCAUGUCGGAGCGCCAGGCGGAGUUCACGAAUUUCAAGCCAGUGCGUGUUACCGUGGGCACCUGGAAUGUGAAUGGCGGGAAGCAGUUCAGGAGCAAACUGCUGGGCACUGCCGAGCUGGCUGGCUGGCUGCUGGAUGCACCCAUGUUUUCCGGAGUCUCUGGAUCCCAGGAUGACAGCAGCCCAGCUGACAUAUUUGCCGUGGGGUUUGAAGAGAUGGUGGAACUGAGCGCAGGGAAUAUCGUCAACGCCAGUACCACCAACAGGAAGAUGUGGGGUGAGCAGCUUCAGAAAGCCAUCUCACGCUCUCAUAGGUAUAUUCUCUUGACUUCGGCACAGCUGGUGGGCGUCUGUCUUUAUAUCUUUGUACGUCCGUACCACGUCCCCUUCAUCAGGGACGUGGCGAUCGACACAGUGAAGACGGGCAUGGGGGGAAAGGCGGGGAACAAGGGCGCCGUGGCCAUCCGCUUCCGGUUCCACAGUAGCAGCUUCUGCUUCGUGUGCAGCCACCUGACGGCCGGGCAGUCCCAGGUGAAGGAGAGGAACGAGGACUACAGGGAGAUCACCCAGAGGCUGAGCUUCCCGACGGGAAGAAACAUUUUUUCUCACGAUUAUGUGUUUUGGUGCGGCGAUUUCAACUACCGCAUUGAUCUCACUUACGAGGAAGUCUUCUAUUUUGUGAAACGCCAAGACUGGAAGAAGCUCCUGGAAUUUGAUCAGCUACAGCUACAGAAAUCAAGUGGAAAAAUUUUUAAAGACUUUCACGAAGGCACCAUUGACUUUGGACCCACCUACAAGUAUGACGUUGGGUCUGCUGCCUACGACACAAGUGACAAAUGCCGCACCCCGGCCUGGACGGACAGGGUCCUGUGGUGGAGGAAGAGGCAUCCUUUUGACAGAACAGCUGGAGAACUCAACCUUCUAGACAACGAUCUGGACGCUGACACCAAAGUCAGACACGCCUGGUCUCCUGGUGCCCUCAAGUAUUACGGCCGAGCAGAGCUGCAAGCGUCUGACCACAGACCCGUGCUGGCCAUCGUGGAGGUGGAAGUGCAAGAAGUCGAUGUGGGUGCUCGGGACAGGGUGUUCCAGGAAGUGUCCUCUUUCCAGGGCCCCCGGGACGCCACCGUCGUCGUCAACCUUCAGUCGCCAACCUCCGAAGAGAAAAACGAGUUUCCCGAGGACAUGCGCACGGAGCUCAUGCAGACCUUGGGCAGUUACGGGACGAUCCUGCUCGUCAGGAUCAACCAAGGGCAGAUGCUGGUGACUUUUGCAGACAGUCACUCGGCGCUCAGCGUCCUGGAUGUGGACGGAAUGAAGGUGAAAGGCAGAGCCGUGAAGGUUAGACCGAAGACCAAGGACUGGCUGAAAGGUUUGCAAGAGGAGAUCAUUGGAAAGCGGGACAGCGUGGCCUCCGUGUCCCCCACCGCCAACUCCUGUCUGCUGGAGGAAAACUUCGACUUCACGAGUCUGGAUUAUGAGUCAGAAGGGGAUAUUCUCGAAGACGACGAAGACUAUUUGGUGGAUGAGCUGAGUCAGCCUGUGUUCUCAGAUAGUGAAGCGGGGGGAGACGAGCUCGCCGAUGCCCCCAGCUCCAUGGCAGUGGCACCUCCCAGCCGGUCACCGGCACUCACCAAAAAGAAGCAGCAUCCAACCUACAGAGAUGACGCUGACCUGCUCGACUUAAAGCAGGAGCUCGAAGCAGUUGGGGACUUCCGCCACCGCUCUCCAAGCCGGUCUCUGUCGGUUCCCAACAGGCCUCGGCCACCUCACCCACCGCAGAGACCCCCCCCUCCAACUGGUUUAAUGGUGAAAAAGUCAGCCUCGGAUGUGUCCAUCUCCUCUGGCACCCACGGGCAGUAUUCGAUUUUGCAGACAGCAAAACUUCUGCCAGGAGCACCUCAGCAAGCACCCAAAGCUAGGACUGGGAUAAGUAAGCCUUAUAACGUCAAGCAGAUCAAAACUACCAACGCUCAGGAGGCAGAAGCAGCGAUCCGAUGUCUCCUGGAAGCCAGAGGAGGCGCCCCAGGAGAAGCCCUAAAUGCCACAGCCUUGAGGGACCAGGGACCUUCCAAACCAGAGCCCACAGCGGGGGUGGCCCCACUCCUGCCCCGUCGGCCCGCACCCAGAGUUCCUGCCAUCAAGAAGCCAGCCUUGAGGAGGACAGGAAAGCCCGCGUCACCGGAAGAACAGUUUGGGCAUCAGGCCGUCCAUUUUACAAUCGGGCCCCCGGAGACGAGCCUUGACACCCCUCCUCUAGCGACAGUCCCUCCCGUUCCCAAACCGAGAACACUUCAGCCCGGGAAAGGUGCCGCCGCCACCGGGAAGCCAGCGCCGGACGAGGCCCCGCCCGCGGCCGCCCCGCCCCCUCCGGAGGCCCCGCCCCUCGUGCCCCAGGUGCCCCCGCGGAGGAAGAAGUCGGCGCCGGCGGCCUUGCACCUGCAGGGGCUGCAGAGCAACUGCCAGCUUCUCCAGGGGCCCCCCUGCAGCAGCCCCAGCAGCGACUGUCCCCCGGCACCCCUGCCUGCUGGGGGCGCGCUCUUCCCCCAGCCGGCUUUCCUUGGCCCUUCAUCACCUGCAAGCCCUGAGGCCGAUGGCACCAAGGACGCGAAGUCAGAGGCCGCCCCCCUCCUCGGCGAUUAUCAGGAUUAUCAGGAUCCCUUCUGGAGCCUUCUCCACCACCGUAACCUGUUGAAUACCUCCUGGCUUCCCAAGAGCCCUGACCCCCUGGACUCGGGGAACAGGAACCCCGGAAGGGCACACGCAGCCCCCCAGCAAGUCAGUGCCUCACCUGCCCAGGAGCCGCCACUGGAGCACAGACACAACGACUUCGGUCACUGGGUGACAACCAGUGACAAGGACAAGAGGACGGUGCUGCAGGUGUUUGACCCACUGGCGAAAACAUGACUGGGAAACUCCGACAGCAGCUCUCCCACAGGAUGUGUGCCUUCUCCCCCUGGCCUCACCUUAACAGGGGAAAGCCCAUUGGUCUCAACUCCCCAGUUGAAAGAGACAUCUAGUUAAAGGCACACUGAAAAAACAUUGAUACUCUUGUGUAGUUUACAAAAAUUGUGUCUCUUAUUCAGUAAGAUUAUUAUUCAGCCACCAAAAUAUGUUUUAUUCCAGACUUGUGCAUGUUAAGUUUCCUCUCAGGGUGUGAGAAACCUCCGGGUAGAUUCAGUAUACGGAUUUUAGGAAAGAGAAUCUAGCCGAUAAUGCCCAAGAAGUUCCCUCCCGUUGAAUUUUAAACGGUUGUUCAAGUUAUGUUUGUAUGUGGUGAGUUUUUUUUUUAAUAUUGUUUGUAUUUUACAGAUCUGGAAUAACUUUUUGGUGACCCACCUGAAGGUUGAUGCAUAAUGUAAGGAUUCCACUAAAAGGUGGUUGGGACCAUUAAGAGCUGUACCUGGCCGCUGACACCAGGUUAAAAAAGAUAUCAGAGUAGGAAGCAGCAAAUAGGUCAACCAAAAGAUUAGACUGUACAUUCCUGGGAUCCCUUGUGUUUAUUUAUGUACAUGUAUAUUAGCCGUGAUUAUGUGUGCGUCCUGGGGGAGAUGGUGUCACUCCCUGCUUUGGUUCCGGAGCAUAUACCAUUAGCUUCACCUGAGCUCCAACUGCCUAAGUCUCCUGUACCAUGUCUUGGACUUUGCAUGUCCCGUAAAUUGCUACAGUCCUAAGCUCUGGUGUGCUACCAGUUUUUACACACUCUCUAUUCCCUAUUAAAUAAAACCUCAUGGCUUUCUUUUUCU